AUGAGUAACCCUUCUAUUACUAACGAAAAGGCUGUUGGAACAUUUGCUAAACUAAUACAAAAAACCGUGGAAUUAGAAAGACAACUUCACGAAUUAAAAGCAGAAAAUAAAACUUUAAAAGAAGAAGUUGAUAAACAUAAAUCAACCCAUGAAGAAUUAAGAUCAAAACAUGAAGAAGAAAAAGCGAAAAUUAGAAAUGAUCAUGAAAAUGCGAAAGAACAACAUGAAAAAGAUAAAGAAGAUCUUAGAAAAAAACAUGAAGAUACGAAAAAAACACAUGAUGAAGAAAAAGAAGACAUGAGAAAAAACCAUAAUCAAGAAAAAGAAGAAAUGAGAAGUAAACAUAAUCAAGAAAAAGAAGAGAUGAGAGAAAACUUUAAAAAAGAAACAGAAGAACUAAAAAAUAAAAAUCAAGGCUUAGAAUUCCUUGCCGAAUUAGUUACACAAGCCAACCAUGUCCUUGAUAAUACUCAUCAUUAG
Messenger RNA from Dentiscutata erythropus, 480 nucleotides. The record is from the annotation of a GenBank genome assembly. Lineage: Eukaryota; Fungi; Glomeromycota; Glomeromycetes; Diversisporales; Gigasporaceae.